AUGCGAUCCAAAUUCAAGGAUGAGCACCCUUUUGAGAAACGCAAGGCGGAAGCCGAACGCAUCAGACAGAAGUAUCCAGAUCGCAUUCCGGUGAUCUGCGAGAAGGCGGAUCGGACAGAUAUUCCUACAAUCGACAAGAAGAAGUAUCUGGUACCUUCGGAUCUCACUGUAGGACAGUUUGUAUACGUGAUCCGCAAGCGCAUCAAGCUUGCUCCCGAGAAGGCCAUCUUCAUAUUCGUCGAUGAGAUCCUCCCACCAACAGCAGCAUUGAUGAGUGCAAUUUAUGAAGAACAUAAGGAUGAAGACAAUUUCUUGUAUGUUAGCUAUUCGGGGGAGAAUACGUUUGGGCAGCGGGGAUGGGUUGAGUUGUCAUCAGACGCAUGA
This is a messenger RNA of Heterobasidion irregulare TC 32-1, 384 nucleotides long. RefSeq lists its product as uncharacterized. The record is from RefSeq and is a predicted model, not a curated record. Gene Ontology annotation, molecular function: phosphatidylethanolamine binding. Gene Ontology annotation, cellular component: cytosol; autophagosome; fungal-type vacuole membrane. The coding region runs from base 1 to 384 and encodes 127 amino acids. Gene Ontology annotation, biological process: cellular response to nitrogen starvation; macroautophagy. The transcript has 5 exons. NCBI's taxonomy places the organism in Eukaryota, Fungi, Basidiomycota, Agaricomycetes, Russulales, Bondarzewiaceae.